Daldinia childiae is the source of this 414-nucleotide messenger RNA. RefSeq lists its product as uncharacterized. Lineage: Eukaryota; Fungi; Ascomycota; Sordariomycetes; Xylariales; Hypoxylaceae. The transcript is spliced from 2 exons. Gene Ontology annotation, cellular component: cytoplasm. Gene Ontology annotation, molecular function: protein phosphatase inhibitor activity. The record is from RefSeq and is a predicted model, not a curated record. The coding region runs from base 1 to 414 and encodes 137 amino acids.
AUGAAUCCUCACCAGAAGAACAAGGUUGACGUCAAGUCGCUCACCCCUGAUGAGCAACGCCUCUUCCGCCUGUACGGCAAGCUGCCGUCGAAAUCCGACCACUUCGCCAAGCACUUGAAGGAGCGCAAGUAUUUCGACAGCGGAGACUACGCCAUGUCGAAGGCAGGCAAGGGCGACAGCGUCGACACAGGCAGCGUCGGCAGCCAGCAUCCCGUCCCCGAGAACAUCCCCCACCUAACAUCGCCCAACGGCCAAAACGCGGCAGCGUCGUCGCUCAUCAGCACCACCCCAGCCUACACGCCCACACCGGCCAACAGGUCACCUCCACCGGCAGCCCCAUCAAGGAGAGCAGCUUCCUCAACCGCGAGACCAGCGCCGACGAGAACGAUGCUGCUGAGAAUGGCGAAAAGGUGA